CCGGCUGGCGUCGCAUUCCCGCCAUUUCUCCUGUCAACGGUUGUGUCACUCAAAAAAUUUCUUUUAGAAUAAAAAUGAGUGCGCUUCUGAUAAUCGUUGUUUGCGCUUUGAUCGCGUACAAAUAUUUCACACGUAAAACGGUUGUUUGCAAAAAAUCAAAGGGGAAUGGGAUAGUCGAAUUGCAACCCGCGCCUGGACCUACACCGUUGCCAAUAAUUGGGAGUUUACAUCUUUUGGGCACACAUGAAUCCCCGUUCCAGUCUUUCACGGAACUUUCGAAGGAAUAUGGCAACAUAUUUAGCAUAAAAUUAGGGAGUUCGCAGUGCUUAGUUGUGAAUAAUCUAGAAUUGAUUAGAGAAGUUCUGAAUCAGAAUGGCAAAUUCUUCAGUGGACGACCUGACUUCUUGCGGUUUCAUCAAUUGUUCGCCGGUGAUAGAAAUAAUUCGCUCGCGCUCUGCGAUUGGUCGAACCUACAACUCCGCAGACGCAACCUCGCCCGUCGCCACUGCGGGCCCAAACAGCACACCGAUAACUUCGCAAGAAUCGGCUCCGUCGCUACAUUCGAAUCCAUUGAACUCAUACAAACAUUGAAGCACAUUACGCGCAGUACUGACGGCGCAAUCGACCUCAAACCGCUCUUAAUGUCCACAGCCAUGAACAUGUUCGCCAAUUACAUGUGUAGCAUACGAUUCGACUCUGACACCGAUGCGGAGUUCCGGAAAGUCGUGGAUUACUUCGACGAAAUCUUCUGGGAGAUCAAUCAGGGCUAUGCCGUCGAUUUCCUGCCGUUCCUCGCUCCGUUUUACAAGAAACACAUGGAGAAGUUAUCCCAUUGGUCGCAAGAGAUACGCACUUUCAUUUUAUCUAGAAUCAUCGAGCAGAGGGAACUGAAUCUAGACACUGAGGGGCCGGAGAAGGACUUCCUGGACGGUUUACUGCGAGUGCUGCAUGAUGAUCCAACAGUUGAUAGGAACACGAUCAUAUUCAUGCUCGAAGACUUUCUGGGGGGUCAUUCGUCUGUGGGUAAUCUAGUUAUGUUGUGUCUAACAGCUAUAGCCAGAGACCCGGAAGUUGGUAGACGUAUUAAGGCAGAAAUUGAUGGUGUGACUAAAGGUAAACGCGCCGUAACACUAACAGACCGACCAUCGCUGCCUUACACUGAAGCGACUAUCCUAGAAUGCCUCAGAUACUGCUCAUCGCCAAUUGUCCCCCACGUGGCCACUGAAAACGCCACCGUCGCUGGUUACGGAGUCGAGAAGGGCACCAUAGUUUUCAUCAACAACUAUGAACUGAACACUUCCUCUAAGUACUGGAGCGAGCCGGAGAAGUUCGACCCAUCCAGAUUCUUGGAAAAGACAAAAAUACGCGUACGCCGCAACUCACUGUGCGAUUCCGGCAUGGAAUCGGACGGCGAGCGAACCGGGCCCAUAGACAAGAGCAAGGAAAUGGAGAAAGACGUUGUAUCCGUUAAGAAGAAUAUUCCCCACUUCUUGCCUUUUAGUAUCGGCAAACGUACCUGCAUCGGCCAGACCAUGGUGACUACAAUGAGCUUCGUCAUGUUCGCGAAUAUCAUCCAAGAGUUUGACGUAGCGGCCGUGAGCAAAGAUGAUUUGAGGCAGAAGCCGGCAUGCGCUGCCUUACCCAAAGAUACCUAUCCACUAUACCUCUUGCCGCGAAAAUAUUAAACUACGUAUUUAGUAUUUUUAGAUAAAAUCUCUGGAUUGUAUCGUGUUUCAGGAUCAGAUUGUAAUGAUCCACAUCAAACAUUGAUUCUGAUACACAAUACAGUUCGCGAGUAUCGCUCAAAAACUAUUUAUUUCUCGAAAUAAUUGACUUUAGGAUUAAAUAUUUUGAUUAAUUCAUACAGACUUAUCAAAGCCGAUAUUUUAAGCCAUUAAGUUAUCCAAAUGUUGAUGAACGAUGUGGUGUUGUUAAAUUUAUUUUAUUGAAACGACUGCUUUGUUACUGGGACUUGAUACUGUAGUUAAAUAGUGAUUGGUUUGUAAAACUACAAUUUCAUAGUUGUCUUUUGUAAUAUGUAUUAGUAUAUUAACUAUAAUUGCUUUUAAAUUGUAUUAGUUGCAAAAAUAUUGUAUAUCAUGUUGUAU
This is a messenger RNA of Zerene cesonia (dogface butterfly), 2108 nucleotides long. RefSeq names its product cytochrome P450 307a1 (gene Cyp307a1). Bases 75 to 1685 code for a protein of 536 amino acids. The record is from RefSeq and is a predicted model, not a curated record. Lineage: Eukaryota; Metazoa; Arthropoda; Insecta; Lepidoptera; Pieridae. Gene Ontology annotation, molecular function: monooxygenase activity; iron ion binding; oxidoreductase activity, acting on paired donors, with incorporation or reduction of molecular oxygen. The transcript has 2 exons.